CGGCACUCGUCAGUCAGUCAGUCAGUCAGUCAGUCGUUGCUGUCUCGUUCGUCUUCGUCGCUGUCCGCCUCGCCGAGGAAGCGCGACAGCUCCAUCGCCACAUGAGCCGCACGCUCACGACGGGCUUCGUCACUGACAUUAAUCGGCACACAGACAUACACAUGCACACGUCACGUCACUCAAGUGGUGGGUGCUUCGCCUGUGUGUGUGGUAUGGGGUCUUACGAGAGGUUUGCGCCGUCUUCCCGGACUGCCCUAAUCUUCUCCGUCAACCUGCACACACACACACACACACACACACACACAUGGGUCAGUGUGGCCAAAGCGCUUGCGCGAUCGCUCACCGGUCCAUCUCCGCCAGCAGGUGGUCUCUCUCAUCUUCAUGGUCGUCCCCAUCGCAAUGGUCCUCCCACCCACAGUCUUUGCCCUCGCGCAAACCACGCGCGAUGCGGUCUAUCGACACUCUCUCAUCCACUGGAGCAGAGGACGACGCUGCGUCUGCUGUCGAUGCUGAUGGUGCUGAGGGCUCCUUGGCACCAUUCUGGCCUUCGUCCUGCUGCUGUGUGGGUGAUGCUGCCAGUGGUGGUGCUGGUGAUGACGUUGGUUGCUGUCUUCUUCUCAUUGACGGCCACAUGUGGCAGUGGAGCGCCUCUCUGAUGCGGGCGAUGCCGUGCUUCUCGAAUGGGCCCGCUGGCUGUGAAUCGUCUGACUCGGUGAAGGGGACGAGCUCGAUGCUGUGCUCGAUGCACCUGCCGAAACACACAUACACACCACACACACACACACACACACACACACAAAUCCACCAUUUGGCUGCUGGCACCUCCCGUCCGUCUGUCUGCCCGACUGACUCACCAGCUGCGGAGGUGGUCAGCCGAGGCCGCUCCGUCAUCCUCCUCCAUCUCGCAAGCCACGACAGCAAUCUUGUCGGCAUCGUUGUCCGCCCACUCCCGCAGCCGCGUCAUGACUCCCGCGUCCUCCUGUAGCACCCGCAGCCCGCCCUCCUCUAUCACCGCAACAAUCGCCUCAAUGCUCACACCGUUGUCGGCCUCCAUCGCCUCCAGCGGCCGAUGAUCCAUCGCCAGAGGCCUUGUCAUGAUCGUCACGUCGGCCUCAUAGUACUUGGUCUCGAUGCGCCACGGCAGCAGGGAUGCGGGUGAUGGUUUGCCUCGGUUGUUGUCAUCUGUUGGGGCUGUGUGGCCGGUGAGGCGGCGGAUGAAUGGGUUGACACCGAUGGACGGCGUGUGCGCGACGAGAAUGCUGCUGUUGCGAACAGACAUGGCGUUGCUGGUUCCUUC
Molecule: messenger RNA, 1297 nt
Organism: Vitrella brassicaformis
Lineage: Eukaryota; Vitrellaceae
Source: the annotation of a GenBank genome assembly